This is a messenger RNA of Teleopsis dalmanni, 1890 nucleotides long. RefSeq lists its product as uncharacterized. Gene Ontology annotation, molecular function: sulfotransferase activity. The transcript is spliced from 9 exons. Gene Ontology annotation, cellular component: cytoplasm. The coding region runs from base 136 to 1890 and encodes 584 amino acids. The record is from RefSeq and is a predicted model, not a curated record. NCBI's taxonomy places the organism in Eukaryota, Metazoa, Arthropoda, Insecta, Diptera, Diopsidae. Gene Ontology annotation, biological process: sulfation.
UUUACAACUUUUAUUGAGUUAAGACGUGUUUCGGACUUCAGUGCUACGCGACGGUGCAACUUAAUUUUAUUUUUCAAAAAUUUUGAGUUCUUGUUAUUCGAAACUCUACACCAAGAAAAUAAAAAAAAAAUCAGUAUGCCCUUUUCAAGUUAUUUCGCAGCGAAUGUGCCAUACGAGCAAGUUGAAAAACUGACCACAUCAACCGGUUGCUCUUAUAUCUAUUCAUCCUCACAACCAUCGGUCCCGAUUGUGGGUGAUUGGAGAACUCGUUACUGUACACUAGACAAUAGUUUUCAGGAUGUUUUAGAGCGUGUUCAUAGCUUCGAAAUACGCAAAGAGGAUGUUUGGAUUGUGACAAGUACUAAAUGUGGCACUACUUGGACUCAGGAAAUGACUUGGCUAAUUUUAAAUAAUUAUGAUUUCGAAAAGGCAAAAGAAAUUGAUCUCACAAUACGAUCACCAUUCUUAGAAUUCAAUGGAGUUGUGCCAAAUGUACCACAUGAUACAAUUGAUGCUGCAGAUAAAUUAGACUCUCCGCGUUUGAUAAAAUCACAUUUACCUGUGAUGUUACUACCCAAGCAAAUUUGGACGAAAAAACCAAAGAUUAUUUAUGUUUUUCGAAAUCCUAAGGAUGCAGCUAUAUCUUAUUAUCAUCACUGGCGUGGUAUGGUUGGUUAUACAGGCACAAAAGAAGAUUUUAUGCAAUUAUAUAUGGAUGGAUAUGUUAAUUUCAAUCCAUUUUGGCCACAUGUUUUGGACUUUUGGCAAAUGCGACAUGAACCAAAUGUAUUCUUUACCAGUUAUGAACGCAUGAAGAAAAAUUUAUCAAGUGUUAUAAAAGAUAUUUGUCAUUUCUUAGAGAAAGAUAUAACAGAAAAGGAACUUACACAACUUGUCGAUCAUUUAUCCUUUGACAAAAUGAAAGAUAAUCCAGCAUGUAAUCAUUCCAGUGAAAAAACUGGCUUCGUACAAGUUGGACCGGAAAAAUACUUUUUUCCUAACAAAUACAAAAAUGAGGCAAAGGAAUAUUAUAAUUUUGAAGCACGCUCCGAUGAUGUGUGGAUUGCAACGUUUCCACGUUCCGGUACCACUUGGACACAAGAAAUGAUUUGGUUAAUAGCAAAUAAUUUGGAUUUCGAUGCAGCUAAGAGUCAACUACUAACAGAAAGAUUUCCAUUCUUUGAAUUUCCAUUGUUCGUACAUCCGGAGAUAAAAAGCAAAUUAAUAGAAGAAAAUGCAAAUGAUGCAGAUAACUUGAAAUUCAUAGAAUUAAUAUCACGUCCAGGUUAUCAGUCUUUAAGUGAAAUUGAAAUCGGUAAAAGACGAUUUAUAAAGACACACUUUCCAUUCUCAUUAUUGCCACCCAGUGUGUUGGAGAAGAAAUGCAAGAUCAUUUAUGUAACACGCGAUCCUAAAGAUGUAGCAGUGUCUUAUUAUCAUCUUAACAGAUUAUAUCGUACACAAGGUUAUGUAGGAGAUUUCUCACGUUACUGGUCUUAUUUUGAAAGAGGACUAAAUCCUUGGUUACCAUACCACAGUCAUAUUAAAGAAGCACUUGCUCAUAGUCAUUUACCUAAUGUGUUGAUGUUGAAAUAUGAAGACAUGCUUAAGGAUUUGAGUGCCACCAUUACAAAACUUGCUAGUUUUCUUGAUUGCAACCUGACCACUGAAGGUUUAGAAAAUCUUAUCAAUCAUUUGAACAUAACGAAUUUCCGUAAAAAUUCUGCUGUGAAUGGUCAUGAAAUGGAAGCCAUCGGAAUUCUUAAUAAAGGAGAAGCGGGUUUUGUGCGUACUGGCGGUAGUGGUGUGCAAAAGGAGUAUACAGAUAAUCCAGAAAUUCUAAAAAAAGCAAAUAAUUGGUUGGAAAGGCAACAAAUAGAUUUAAUAUGA